CUUCAGUGCUUUGCCCACCCUCUGCCCGCCCUCUCUCCAAGUUCCUUCCUAGUUCGUGCGCCUUCCCCUCCUCCCCAAGCAGAGGGAAGCAGUCUGGGUGACAGGGCGCCUUGUUAUGAGAGGGAAAGUUUGGAAAUCGUCAGUGUGGAGUGGGAGCUAUGGUGUGGGCUAAGCUGGCGGCCUGGGCUUUAGACUGGACCUCACGAUGUUUGCAGAGAUGUUCAGGCACGCGGGAGCUGAUUACACACAAUGAAUGGGGGCAAUGAGAGCAGUGGAGCAGACAGAGCUGGGGGCCCUGUGGCCACAUCUGUCCCCAUCGGCUGGCAGCGCUGUGUGCGAGAGGGUGCUGUGCUCUAUAUCAGCCCAAGUGGCACAGAGCUGUCUUCCUUGGAACAAACCCGGAGCUACCUCCUCAGAGAUGGGACCUGCAAGUGUGGUCUGGAGUGUCCACUCAAUGUCCCCAAGGUUUUCAACUUUGACCCUUUGGCCCCGGUGACCCCGGGUGGGGCUGGGGUGGGGCCAGCAUCAGAGGAGGACAUGACCAAGCUGUGCAACCACCGCCGGAAAGCUGUUGCCAUGGCAACUCUGUACCGAAGCAUGGAGACCACCUGCUCACAUUCUUCUGGAGAGGGAGCAAGCCCCCAAAUGUUCCACACUGUGUCCCCAGGGCCCCCCUCUGCCUGUGCUCCCUGUCGAAUUCCUCCUGCAACUCCACUUAAUGGGGGUCUUGGCUCCCUUCCCCAAGAGCCACCCUCAGUUCCCCAGGCCUUUCCUUCUCUAGUGGGCCCUGGGGAGCUCUUCCAGCCACCAAGGCUUCCUGACCCUGCCCCCUCUGGGGGCAGCAGCAGCCCCUGUUUCCUCCCAAGGGGCAAUGCCCCUUCUCCAGCCCCACCUCCUCCACCUAUCAGCCUCAAUGCCCCCUCAUACCAGUGGGGAGCUGCCCUCCGGUCCAGUCUGGUGCCCUCUGACCUAGGCUCUCCUCCAGCCCCUCUUGCCUCUUCCUCACCACCUUCAGAUCCUCCUCUCUUCCACUGUAGUGAUGCCUUAACACCCCCUCCCCUGCCCCCAAGCAAUAAUCUCCCUGCCCCCCUUGGCCUCUCUGGUCCUGCCACUCAGCCACCAGUGUCUUCAGCCACUAUGCACCUGCCCCUGGUCCUGGGAUCCCUGGGAGGGGAUCCCACGGUGGAGGGGCCUGGGGCACCCCCCUUUCUUGCUAGCAGCCUACUCUCUGCAGCGGCCAAGGCACAGCAUCCCCCGCUACCCUCUCCCAGCACUUUACAGGGUCGAAGGCCCCGUGCCCAGGCACCCUCUGCUUCUCACCCAUCACCCCAUCCCUCUCAGCGUCGAUCCCGCAGACCUCCAACUGUCUUGCGAUUGCUAGAAGGGGGAAGCCCUCAGACCCCUAGACGGAGCCGUUCUCGGGUCCCUGCUCCUAUGCCCCAGCCUUUUCCUCUUCCAGAACCUUCCCAACCGAUUCUCCCUUCUGUAUUGUCUCUGCUGGGACUCCCCACCCCUGGCCCUUCCCACUCUGACGGAAGCUUUAACCUUUUGGGGUCAGAUGCACACCUUCCUCCUCCCCCAACCCUCUCCUCAGGGAGCCCUCCCCAGCCCAGGCACCCUAUCCAGCCCUCCCUGCCUGGGACCACCAGUGGCAGCCUCAGCAGUGUGCCAGGUGCCCAUGCCCCACCAGCUGCCUCCAAAGCCCCCAUAGUCCCCAGCCCUGUGCUUCAAAGCCCAUCCGAAGGGCUGGGGAUGGGGGCGGGCCCAGCCUGUCCUCUGCCUCCCUUGGCUGGUGGGGAGGCUUUCCCUUUUCCUAGCCCUGAGCAGGGCCUGGCGCUGAGUGGAGCUGGCUUCCCAGGGGUGCUGGGGGCCCUGCCUCUCCCUCUGAGUCUGGGGCAGCCUCCACCCUCUCCACUGCUCAGCCACAGUUUAUUUGGUGUGCUGGCUGGGGGUGGAGGACAGCCUCCCCCUGAGCCCCUGCUACCCCCACCAGGAGGCCCUGGCCCUCCCCUAGCUUCAGGCGAGCCUGAUGGGCCUUCGCUUUUGGUGGCUUCCUUGCUUCCACCACCCUCCUCAGACCUUCUGUCACCUCCUUCUGCACCCCCUAGCAAUCUCCUUGCCUCUUUUCUGCCCCUUUUGGCCCUGGGCCCCACAGCUGGAGAUGGGGAGGGAUCUUCAGAGGGAGCUGGAGGUCCAAGUGGGGAGCCAUUUUCAGGUUUAGGAGACCUGCCCCCUCUACUUUUCCCCCCACUUUCAGCCCCCCCUACCCUCAUAGCUUUAAAUUCUGCGCUGCUGGCUGCCAGCCUGGAUCCCCCCUCGGGGACACCCCCCCAGCCCUGUGUCCUGAGUUCGCCCCAACCUGGACCACCUACCUCCAGUGUCACCAUGGCAACUACUGACCCGGGGGCCUCCUCUCUGGGCAAGGCCCCCUCCAACUCAGGGAGACCCCCCCAACUCCUUAGCCCUCUGCUGAGUGCCAGCCUGCUGGGUGACCUAUCUUCACUGACCAGCAGCCCUGGAACCCUCCCCAGCCUGUUGCAACCUCCUGGCCCCCUUCUCUCUGGCCAGUUGGGGCUGCAGCUCCUCCCUGGGGGCGGAGCUCCUCCACCCCUCUCAGAGGCUUCUAGUCCCCUAGCCUGCCUGCUACAGAGUCUCCAGGUGAGGACAGAGCAGAUUCCUCCAGAGCAGCCAGAAGCCCCCUGUCUGCCCCCUGAGAGUCCUACUUCAGCCCUUGAACCAGAGCCUGCCCGGCCUCCCCUCAGUGCCUUAGCCCCACCCCACAGUUCUCCUGACCCCCCAGUCCCUGAGCUGCUUACUGGGAGGGGGUCAGGGAAACGGGGCCGGAGGGGAGGAGGGGGACUUAGGGGCAUUAAUGGUGAAGCCAGGCCAAGUCGGGGCCGAAAGCCCGGCAGCCGGCGAGAGCCUGGCCGACUGGCCCUCAAGUGGGGGACACGUGGUGGCUUCAAUGGACAAAUGGAACGGUCCCCAAGGAGGACCCACCACUGGCAGCAUAAUGGGGAGCUGGCUGAAGGGGGUGCUGAGCCCAAGGACCCACCCCCUCCUGGGCCCCAUUCUGAGGACCUUAAGGUGCCCCUGGGGAUAGUCAGAAAGUCUCGUCGUGGCCGGAGGAGAAAAUACAACCCUACCAGAAACAGCAAUAGCUCCCGCCAGGAUGUUACCUUGGAACCCAGCCCUACAACCCGAGCUGUCCCUCUGCCUCCCCGGGCCCGCCCUGGCCGUCCUGCCAAAAACAAGAGGAGGAAACUGGCCCCAUAGCAGCCAUACCUGGAGCUGGAUCUGACCAUGACUGGGGAGAGCUGAGUGCUGAGCCUUGGGAGCCCCUGCCAGCCACUUGCACCUGUGGACAGUGGGUGGGGGUACUACUCCCCACUCAGAGCACAAAUGCAACCCCUUCCCCUACAAUCCCAUCCUGAGCCAUUGCAGGGGGUAGGGAAGCUCACCCUCUCCCCCCCAAAGCCAUGUCACUGAAAAGGCCUGGGGGGGUGGUAUAUGGCCCUCUUCCCCACCAGGCGCUAAGGGGAACACCCCCUUCCCCAGGUCUUUUAUUUGUUUAAGUUAUUUUUGCACAAAUGACUCUUUUAUAUUUAAUUCGACUUCAUUGCCUCCCUUCUUAAAGCCAGCAGGCUCAGUUUACAAACCUGUGAGCUACUGUUGGCUGCUGCCCUCCUUCCCAGUGAAA
Fukomys damarensis (Damara mole-rat) is the source of this 3700-nucleotide messenger RNA. RefSeq names its product methyl-CpG binding domain protein 6 (gene Mbd6). Gene Ontology annotation, cellular component: chromocenter; nucleus. The transcript is spliced from 13 exons. Bases 250 to 3276 code for a protein of 1008 amino acids. Gene Ontology annotation, molecular function: chromatin binding; DNA binding. The record is from RefSeq and is a predicted model, not a curated record. Lineage: Eukaryota; Metazoa; Chordata; Mammalia; Rodentia; Bathyergidae.